GUUGGCGCCAUCUUUGAUGAGAAAUAACUACAGUACGAAAGUCACGUGAUCAAAACACGAAUGUCGCAGAAUCUUUGGAAAGGGGUCUCCCCAUCCAUCGUCGGCUAAUCGAUUCAUUCUACGUUUUUACUAGGAGGAAAUCUGGCUGAAAAAUACCCUACUGUUUCCUUCAAAAAUUCAACUGUCAACUGUUUCAAUUGAAUGAUUGGUUUCAGAACAACGCCAUGAUCAAAGAUAAUCUGCCUCUAAGUACCCUAACACCCACAAGUACACUCGCCCCAUUGAGCAAAAAAUGGUACGAAGAAGUUCUCACCGCCCACAACAUAUCUACAUUACUUUUAAUCAGAGCUUAUAUAGCAGAAAAAGAUACCGGCUCUGUCGCCUACACGAUCAACAGGCGGUUAGGAUUUUGUAAAUUGAUCCAGCAUUUAUUGCAGAGUCCAGAUUUAUCAUUCGCUCAGUUCGUAUCUGUGAUAACUGAUAGUAAAUACAACCUUAGUCAGGCAGUUUUGAAUAGGUUUAAUUCUAAUGUUACCGAAGUUGUCAGUUCCGACGUGGAUAUUUUAUUAAAUUUCAUCACCGAGUCAGAACGAUUCAUCAUAGAGCCAUUACCCGGUGUUUUCAAUGCGAUUAGUAUCCAUCGAUGUUGCCCUGUCGGUGUAUUUUUUCGCAAAAUGAUCGUAUUCCUGGAUAAGCUGACAUUCUCACAAACUGUAAAAGUAUACAGACUUUACCAGCAGUACUAUUUAAUGAGCAAAGGCAGCAUUCAAGAAGAUACUUUUGCCCCGAUACCUCACAGUUCCUCUAUCAUGGCAGAUGAGAAGAAACCCCAUUCUGUGAAUAUCACCCAGCCUAACGAAUCUGAUAUGAUUAUGCAAGACAGCAAUGCCGACGGAAAUGAUAUGGAAAUCAGCGUCGCUACGCAAAGUCCUUUUACAAAUCCUAUCGUUACUUUAUUUGGAGUUAAUCCCGUACCCGAUUCUAGCGAAAAAUACGUGGAAUGUUUGUCCUGGUCGCAUCGUCAGACUGAACUAUUUUUAGCCGAACAAGCCAUGUUUUUGGAAUUCGACGAGAACUCAGCCCUCCCGCCCUUGGAAUUGCAUCGAAUAUUGAAUAGAAUUAUUGUGAUAAAUCCAGAUUAUUCUGAAGCGUAUUUCGUGAGUUAUUUGAAUUGUUUAAGAGUAAAGGAAUUCAGCGGAGCGUUGGAAAACCUUUUUCAAUUUUUUGAUAAUGUCAACUAUCAAGAUAAAGCUAAAGGAUAUCGAUACGCGGCGUUAAAUUUAGCCAUUUUAAGUGUGAAAUUUGGCAAUGUAUCUGGAGCGAUUUCAGCUCUGAAAGAAUGUAUUAUUCUGUCACACGAAACUAACGACAAUAUUUGCCUACAUAUUGCUCAAGCUUGGCUCAGAUGUUUACACGAAGACAAAAAAGUGGAUCUUAUAGAAUCGACAGUCUCAAAAUGUGAUGAAUUAGAGUUACAUCAAAUUGCUUCUUUAAGUUUACAAAUGUGUGCUCAAAAUUUUUUAAAAACUGGUCAGAAAGGCAACCAAAUUUUUAAUUUGUUGGAUAAAAGUGACGGGAUUAAUUCUCAACGUACGUUAUCAGAUUUGACACUGACAAGUGUAUCGCAUCGAGCAGCCAUCUGGUGUAGUUAUGGCCAGUAUAAUAUUGCUUUUUUGAUUAGCCAAAUUUUAUUGAAUAUCGAUACCACUUAUGCAAUUUUCGGAUUAACCACCUAUAAUACCGAAGGCGUUUGUGCGUGUAUUUGUAAUGUUGCUGGAUUUUUAUCAAACGUGGGAAAAUAUCAAAUAGCCAAAAUGGUUUUGACUCAUGCUAAAGACAGAUUCCCUCAUGAAUAUUCUACGUGGUGGAAAAUGAGCGAACAACUCUUGUAUUUUGAAUAUUCGAUGCAUUUAAAUUUAUGGAAUGACGCUCAUAAAGCUGCUUGUCAAAUUGCCACUGUCGAUAAAAAAGAAAGUUUGUUAAGACUAGCCGAAUUAUCUUUGGAAAAAGGAGAUCGGACCGGUGCAGCGAAACGUAUCGACGACAUUUUAUCUAACCACGGCGAUAAGAAUAACCACGAAUCCGAUCUCAGCCCUCAUUAUCUUCUACGUGCCUAUCUAAUCGGAGCUCGCGCCAAGAAAGGAGGCGCAGCUUUCUUUAUGCUCAGAAAAGCACUCACUUACGCGAUUCGUUACGGAUAUCCGAGAUUCAAGGCUUUGAUAAAACUAGAAAUCGCUAAAUUACAACUAGAACUAGGUUACGUGAAACAAGCUUCCCAGCUGGUGGAAAAAAGCAGCGUGAUUAUAUUCUCGGAAAAUAAACUUUGCGAACAAGCUGCUGCUUUGACAUUAUUGGCUAAAUGUAACGUGGCUCUUGUGCGACAUUUGAAUAACUCGAGUCAGCAGAAAAUAGACGGAUUCAAAGUCGCUAUUAAUAAAUUGGAAAGUGCCAAAAAUUUAUACCAGAGAUUAGAAUGUAUGACAAAGGUCAAAGAUGUUGUUUAUUUACAGGUAAUAUUAUCGAAUGAAAUCGGCUGGAAUGAAGCUAGAAAUGCCUUCGCGUUAGAAUUUCGAAGAGUUGACACCGAACAAAAUCAAGCAGCGUGUUGUAGCAUCGAUUUUUGUAACAGUUUAUAAAAUUCAAUAAAAAUCGAAAUAAAAUUCGUAACGGAAUUUAUUUAAACGUUUAAAAAAAGGAAGGCAGCCACUGUGAGCAAAUAAAUAAGUUAUUAUUAA
Messenger RNA from Planococcus citri (citrus mealybug), 2735 nucleotides. RefSeq names its product anaphase promoting complex subunit 5 ida (gene ida). Gene Ontology annotation, cellular component: anaphase-promoting complex. The record is from RefSeq and is a predicted model, not a curated record. The coding region runs from base 225 to 2636 and encodes 803 amino acids. NCBI's taxonomy places the organism in Eukaryota, Metazoa, Arthropoda, Insecta, Hemiptera, Pseudococcidae. The transcript is spliced from 15 exons. Gene Ontology annotation, biological process: positive regulation of mitotic metaphase/anaphase transition; anaphase-promoting complex-dependent catabolic process; protein K11-linked ubiquitination.